Verruconis gallopava is the source of this 2036-nucleotide messenger RNA. RefSeq lists its product as uncharacterized. The transcript has a single exon. Bases 18 to 1352 code for a protein of 444 amino acids. NCBI's taxonomy places the organism in Eukaryota, Fungi, Ascomycota, Dothideomycetes, Venturiales, Sympoventuriaceae. Gene Ontology annotation, biological process: mitochondrial gene expression; mRNA stabilization; mitochondrial proton-transporting ATP synthase complex assembly. The record is from RefSeq and is a predicted model, not a curated record. Gene Ontology annotation, cellular component: mitochondrion.
CAUAUAUUUUCUUAACCAUGGCUCUAGCUAGAGUCUUCUGUCGCCCACUCUGGACCUGCAAGUCUUGUCGAACGAGUUGCGUGAGGGCCUUUGCAACCACAAACACCAAUGAAUUGCCUCGUCGCCCGCGAAGAUGGCAAGAUCUAGCUCCGUACAAGGCAGACACGGAGAGAUCCUAUGAUCCUACCUCAGUUGCCGAACUAUCUAAUUUUGAAGAAGAUGCCUUCGACAAAAGGUCCGAGUCUAGUCAAGCCCCGACAAAGAGCGCAAGAACGAGCGGAGAGACCGAUUUGUUGAGGGCGAAUGUGAGCAAACCCUUCCGAACCGAUGGAAUCUCGAAUCUAUCAAACAAGACUCCUCCACAACAACUGAGUAUACCGCCGGAAUUUGUGGAUGAAACGGAGUCGAAUAAUGCUUUUGAGCAUCAGCGGCAUCAGCCUUCUAUCGAUUUCCAAGAGCAACAGAACGCAACUCAAGACGAUCCCGUCGAGAAGCCUAUGUCAGACCUGCCGUGGUAUCUUCAACCUCAACAUCAGAGGCCAAUCUCCACAGAACCCAGUGGGUCAAUGGCAGAUCGGCAAAAGGUACCCGACCUACCAAUUCAUGCUCCGCCGCAGCUUGAGCCAAUACUCCAGAACUUGUCCGUCGAGAUAGGUCUUGAUUUCCUGAAAAUACUAGACCUUCGUGAACUCGAUCCGCCGCCAGCGUUAGGCAGAAAUUUGAUAAUGGUUAUUGGCACGGUCAGAAGUGAGAAGCACCUCACAGUAGCCGCGACUCGCUUCUGUGCCUGGUUGAGGAGGGAGUACAACAUGACACCCUCUGCAGAUGGACUAUUGGGUCGAAACGAGCUCAAGAUCAAGCAGAAGAGGAAGGCAAAGAAAGCAAGAGCUUUUGCAAAUGCAGGAGCGUUGGCUAGUUCAAUCGAAGACCUGGAUGACGGAAUUAGCACAGGCUGGAUCUGUGUCCAUUCGGGGUUCCUGGAGCCGCAUCCUGAUGCCCCUUUAAAGGAGGUUAAACGGGUUAAUGGCAUGAUUGGCUUUGGAGAAGAAAAUAAUAAAGUCACCCUUGUGGUGCAAAUGUUCACCGAGGAGAGGAGAGCGCAGAUCGACCUUGAAGGCCUGUGGGAAGGCGUUCUGGAACGCAAUCUACGUAAACGGCAACAGUCUACUACAGCCACCGUUGAAAGUGACGUGGACAGUGAAAAAUUGAAAGAGAAUGAAGACGAAGACGAAGCCUUGACCUUGCAAGAGUUGGAAGCAAGGAAGAAAUUCAAGCUAGGAGAUAAGACAGUUCUUGACAAUAUCAAUCUCGAGUCACAGGAGGCUGUUCGCUCUGCCCCGCAGGCUGCCUGAACAAUUGUUCUAUUCUAACAUGCCGAAUAAUGGGCGACUUAUGUACAAACAAAUCGAUUACAGACGAGCCUUUUCCAGCUCUUCAACAGCUGGAGACGAUGCCACUCCUAUUCUGUCUCGAACCCAGGACUCAAUACUUCGAACAAGGCGGUCAACCUCAUCCACAGUGUUACCUGCGUGUAAGCAUACCCUUACCCGCCGUGUCGGCACAGUGGGUGGGACAACCGCUCUUACAACAAAGCCUGCGUUUUGACAAUGCGCUGCAAGCGAACGUGGAUGUUUUGUCAGCAGGGCGAAUAUUGGUGACUGUGGACGUAAUGGUGACACGUGUAAAGUGUCGUUGAUAGACUCGUAGGGCCGAGUGUAGCGGAUCAACAUUCUCAACAAUUGUGUGUGAAGAUGGGAUGUCAACAUCUGCAAAUGCGAGACAAGCUUUGAUGCUUUUGUCAGCUGAAAUCAGUAAAGACACUGUCAAAUAGGAAACGUACAGGCUCUGUCACGCCGGAUUGAAGGAGAGAGUAGGAUGCUUUGAUAGCUGCAAGGUUGAUGAAGGGCAUGGAUGUUGUAAAUAUCAAUGGCCUGGCGUAAUUGAUCAAAUAUGAUCGCACAAUAGGCGAGCAUAGAAGGAUAGCUGUUGUAACUUCGUCAGCCAAUGCUUUGGAAAAAUCUCAACUCUGCUGUCAA